GCCUAGCUACUCAUGAAUUGACCGCCUUCCCAAAGUUAUGAUUACAUUUACACCUCUUUCUGGGGCUGCACGCUCUGCGCGUACCAUUCCUCUCGCAUACUUACUGAAGGUGGACGAUGUGCAAAUCCUGCUCGACUGUGGGUCACCCGACUGGUGUCCGGAAAGGGCUUCUUCGUCAGCCGUAAAGGAGGAGGACCUUGCUGAAAGCUCUUUUCAUUGGGAGCAGUAUUGUCAGGCCCUCAAAGAACAUGCACCUAACAUUGACCUGGUUCUGCUCUCGCAUGGCGAUCUUGCUCACUCUGGGCUGUACCCUUACGCCUAUGCUCACUGGGGCUUAAAGGCACCCGCGUACACUACGCUUCCAGUUCAAGCCAUGGGUCGGAUUGCUGCCACCGAAGAUGUAGAAGGCAUUCGAGAUGAGGAAGAAGUCGAAGAUGAAUCGACUCCCUCAAAUGAUGAUUCUGACAUCGAGGGAAUUCAAGAGAAUGAAAACGGUGAAGAUCAGAUUCUUUCAUCUGCCUCCGAAGGACGUGUAGCAAAGGGGAAGCCUCGCAAGUAUAUUGCUACUGUCCAGGAAGUGCAUGACGCUUUCGAUUCUCUAAAUGUACUCAGGUACUCUCAACCAUGUCACUUGCAAGGGAAAUGUCAAGGACUUACAAUCAUUCCAUUCAAUGCUGGUCACACACUCGGAGGUACCAUUUGGAAGAUUCGUUCCCCGACUGCUGGUACUCUGCUCUAUGCUGUUGACAUGAACCAUAUGCGAGAACGACAUUUGGAUGGCACGGUUCUCAUGCGAAGCUCAUCUGGAGGCGGCGCAGGGGUAUUUGAGAGUUUGUUACGACCUGACCUCCUCAUCACUGAUGCCGAUCGUGCCAAUGUCACCGCUGCACGACGAAAGGACCGUGACGCCGCCUUGCUUGAUUGUAUCACUUCUGGACUGACUUCUCGGAACUCUGUACUGAUGCCGUGUGACGCUAGCACUCGAGUACUCGAGUUACUCGUCCUACUCGAUCAACAUUGGUCAUACUCCAGGUUGAAGUACCCGAUUUGCCUACUCUCACGGACAGGACGAGAGAUGCUCACCUUCGUCCGAAGUAUGAUGGAAUGGCUAGGUGGAACUAUUAGCAAGGAAGAUGUAGGUGUGGAGGCUACCGACAGUAAAGGGGGAAAAGGAGGGAAACGCAAACGGGCAGAUGAUGAUGGUGAUGAGGACGCCUUGGGUGCUUUUGCGUUACGUUUCAAACAUCUGGAGUUCUUUAACACUCCUGCAGCUUUGCUUCAAACAUACUCUUCUAAAGACCCUAAACUUAUUCUUGCGGUGCCCGCAACUCUGUCGCAUGGUCCCUCUCGAGCAUUAUUUGCUGAAUUUGCCGAGACUCCGGAUAAUGUGGUGCUGCUCACAGGAAGAAGCGAACCAGGCACACUUGGUCGGAUCCUAUUUGAUAAGUGGAACGACUCGCAGAGAGACGACACCAAAUGGGACCGCGGAAAGAUUGGCAACAAUGUCAUGAUGGAUGGCGUGCUGCGCGUUAAGAUCAAUACGAAAGUACCAUUACAAGGUGCAGAACUAGACGAGUACCUCCAGAAAGAACGUGCAGCCAAGGAACAAGAGACCGCCAGGAAAGUAGCACAGGCCCGAAGCCAGAGGAUUCUUGAAGCCGAUGAGGACGAGAGCGAGAGCGACACGGACUCUGAUUCUGACGAAGAAAACGAAGUGGAGCGUGCUCUUGGCGAUGACAUAAUGGAUACUUCCGAAGGCCGUGGAGGUUCAAUAAAUAGUUUCAACGAGACGAAGCCAAAGCGGAAGGGAGGUAAACGGAAGGAUGUGGAUGGUGCUGACUGGAGUGGCUUAGGAUUGGACGACGAAGGUUUAACCAAGCAGAUACUGUCCUACGACAUCUACUUGAAGGGCAACGUCUCGAAGGCGACGUCAUUCUUCAAGAGCCAGGAUGGUCAGACGCACCGGUUUAGGAUGUUCCCUUACAUCGAAAAGAAACGUCGUGUCGAUGAAUACGGUGAGACCAUCGAUGUCGGAAUGUGGUUGAGAAAAGGAAAGGCGUUAGAAGAAGACGCCGAGAGUGAAGAAGUCAAAGAGGCGAGGAGACGAAAGGCUGAAGAAGAAGCAAAGCCUCGGGAACCGCCUUCCAAGUUCAUCUCAACGGAGGUAGACGUGCAGUUGGCAUGCCGUCUGCUAUUUGUUGAUCUGGAAGGUCUUCACGAUGGUCGAGCGGUCAAGACGAUCGUACGAGAAGUAAACCCGCGCAAGAUGAUCGUUGUCCAUGCCCCACCUGCUGCAACCGAUGCAUUGGUGGAAAGUUGUGCCGCUGUUCGGACAAUGACCAGGGAUGUAUUUUCCCCAACUCAAGGCGAGACUAUCCAAAUUGGUCAACAGACAAAUAGCUUCUCGAUAUCAAUACCUGACGAGUUGUUAGCAUCGAUCAAAAUGUCAAGGUUCGAAGACAACGAAAUUGGACAUGUGACAGGACGUAUCGCUAGUCUCGCAAGCUCCACUAUUCCCGUGCUAGAGCCUCUCUCUUCAGCUGUGGCGUCACAAAGUAUAUCACACACAGCUGUCAUGGGGCGCAUACUCGGUUCAAGACCUCGAGCCACCUUGCCGCAAUCCACCAUGAUUGGUGAACUGAAGCUCACAGCUCUGAAAUCACGAUUAGCAGCCAUUGGCGUGCAAGCUGAACUGAUCGGAGAGGGUGUUCUCAUUUGCGGCGCCGCUGCGAAGCGGGGAAACUCUUCUGAUUCACUGGAAGACUCUGUAGCUGUGAAGAAGACCGCGAGAGGACGAGUAGAGUUGGAGGGCGCUGUAUCCGAUGUGUACUACACAGUACGCAAAGAAAUCUAUGGCCUCCAUGCGCUGGUUGCUGCGUGAGGCAUCUUUCACCGCCUACUCAUUACGAUUUGAAAACACGUAUCAAUUCAUGUAUUCUGGAUACAAUGGCUUGUGUCCGUGGAUCCGUGAAUAAUGUUGCGCACUGUUAUAGGUUUGAGUUACAUUAUAGGUUGGACUAGAGAUAUCAUGAUGUAAAAUGAAUGCUUCGGGUUACGUUUCAAAAUUUAUUCCGAAUUCAGUUGUGUCCCAUUGGAUGGCAACGUUGAUCUAAAUAUAACUGGUCGUCCUGGCAUGGCGAAUGACUGGAUGCAACCCAUUGCGAGGGACGACGACGAGCGAUUAUUGUGGGCCAGAACAAGUAUAAAAGCUUGAGCUUAUGUACUUCGAUCACAUGGAGCAUUUAUGUAUCUCGGUUAAUGUCAUGACUUCUAACACG
Somion occarium is the source of this 3278-nucleotide messenger RNA. NCBI's taxonomy places the organism in Eukaryota, Fungi, Basidiomycota, Agaricomycetes, Polyporales, Cerrenaceae. The record is from the annotation of a GenBank genome assembly.